Molecule: messenger RNA, 5143 nt
Organism: Quercus robur (English oak)
Lineage: Eukaryota; Viridiplantae; Streptophyta; Magnoliopsida; Fagales; Fagaceae
Product: putative disease resistance protein At3g14460
Exons: 3
Coding region: 778-4455 (1225 amino acids)
Biological process (GO): defense response to other organism
Molecular function (GO): ADP binding
Source: RefSeq, a predicted model, not a curated record
UUCUUUGUUAUUUUUUUCCUCUGUCUGACCCAAUAUAGCUAUCUCUAGCUCUGAGAGAGAGAACUAAGGCCGGCAAAGAGAGUCGCUUGAAGGGUGAGGGCCAGCGGAGAUCAACGUUCAACGUGCAAAGCCGCUUCGUUUGCCUCCACCACCACUGCCACUAGUCCUUCUCCCCAUCGCCAACGACAUGUGUCCCAGGCGGAGACUGUUGGAGCUUAUAUUUCAUAUUUGUGGGUUUGCUCUUCAAAAUGGAGAGGAAAAUGGCUUUAUAGAACCUGUUGAAGAUGUUCGAAAGCGGUUACUGAACUCUUUCUUGUCCCCUUAUUAGCCUUUCCCUUUCUACUUUCUAGUCUAAUUUUUGAUAUCCUGUGAAAAAAUAAAAAAAAGAACCCUUCAGAUUUCCCUGAAGAAAGCUUUCUUCCUUCUUUGUGUGACAUUUUCAAGCAUCGUUUGAUAGUCUGCAAAAUCUAAAGCCCGCCUGUUUGUUUCUCCAUUAUUCAACUCCCUUUUUUUCACGAUGAAGGCCGAUAUGUUUAACUCUCCGGUAGCAGUGGCAAUUUGGGACUUGUUUUUCAAUAUUCAUUCCAAUGAAAUCGAAGACUACUUUCUUGAAGCGUUCAAGAUUUUAAGCAUCAUGGCCACCCACAACAAUCUGUACCGCCUGAGUCAACAAGAAUCCCAAGAGAUCGUGAUGAAGAAGCAAUUAUUGAACUAUUGCUAUCAGAUGAUGGAACUGGUGAACGGUUGUCUGUGAUUCCUAUAGUGGCCGAGGGUGGCAUGGGAAAGACCACUCUUGCUCGCCGUGUUUAUGACAAUCACAGGGUGAGUGAACAUUUUGACCUCAAGGCCUGGGCUUGGUUUCCAGGAAAAGGUGACUUGUUACAGGCAACAAAAGCAAUCGUUAAGUCGUUCACUUCACAGUCUUGUGAUCUCGAGGAACUAACUUCGCUCCAACAUAGACUGUUUGAGAUUCUCAAGAACAAGAAAUUUCUAAUUGUUCUAGAUGAUGUGUUGGUUGAGAAUUAUGUCUCGUGGAGUCAGUUGCUAAAUCCUUUUAUAGAUGCUGCUGCAAAGGGAAGUCGUAUUAUUGUAACUACACCCAAUCAAGCGGUUGAGUCAAUCAUGCGCACCAAGGGUUACAAUCCUUUUCGUAUCACUGCUUAUUAUUUGAUGCCAUUAUCAAAUAAAGAAUGUUGGUCGAUACUUGUAAAAUAUGCUUUUGGAGACGAACGCCUUAAUUCAAAACCCGAACUAGAAAAUAUUGGCAGACAAUUUGUGUACAGGUGUUCCCGCGUGCCUUUAGCUGUAAGAACACUUGGUGCCCUCUUGUUUAAUAGGCUGGAAGCAAAUAAGGAAUUUGGCCAGCUAUUUCAGGAGUGGCGCACUAAACUAGUCCAGUUUAUAGAGGAUUAUCGUUCUCCCGAUGUAUUAAGACUGAGCUAUGAUAAUCUUCCUCCACGGCUAAAGCGAUGCUUUGCAUAUUGUUCAAUUUUUCCUGCGGGUUAUGAAUUUGAGAAGGAUAAGUUAAUCCUCUUAUGGAUGGCUGAGGGUCUUCUGCCACAGACCGAAGGCAAGCUCACACCAGAAGAGGUUGGUGAUUAUUACUUUCAUGAAUUAUUUCAUAGAUCUUUUAUUUUACGAUCAAGUGGCAAUAAAUCACAUUUUGUGAUCCAUAAUCUUAUGAACGACCUGGCUAUUGCUGUUUCUGGGGAAUUUUGCUUCAAAUUGGAGGAUAAUUCCUCUUCCCAUAUCUCUGAAAGGGCCCGGUACUUGUCACUUUCAGGUAAAUACGAUCCCUCAAUGAUAUUGAAGACCAUUAAUAAAGCCAAGUUUUUAAGGACCUUUUUGCCACUCGAUCAUGAAUCAUGCCAUUUAACUAGUAAUGAACUGCGGGAUCUUUUGCCCAAACUGCAAUUCUUGCGAGUGCUUUCUUUAUCUCAUUAUGAUAUCACUGAGCUACCUGAUUCAAUUGGUGAUUUGGAACAUUUACGGUACAUGGAUCUCUCUCACACUGCAAUUAGGAGAUUACCUGAAUCAGUUUGUGCUCUACGCAAAUUACAAACAUUGAUAUUGUUGCAUUGUCGAACUCUUACUGAAUUGCCUGAAAGCAUAUGGAAGCUUUUUGACUUACGCCAUCUUGAUAUUAGUGGAACUGACUUAUAUGAGAUGCCAAAAGAAAUGGGCAGAUUAAAAAAUUUUCAGACGCUUUCUUACUUUGUUGUGGGCAAAGAAAGUGGCUCAACAAUUAAAGAGUUGGGGGGCCUUCUGUAUCUUCGUGGAACACUUCACAUUUCAAAGUUGCAGAACAUAGUCUCUCCCAAAGAUGCGCCUGAGGCCAUAUUGAAAGAAAAGGCACGACUUGAUGAGCUAGUGUUGGAAUGGGGUGAUGACAGUGCUGACCGAGAAAAUGAUAGGGAGAUGCUUACGAUGCUAGAGCCUCAUGCAAAUUUGAAGAAGCUCAGCAUUAAAUUUUAUCAAGGUACAAGCUUUCGAGGUUGGUUGGGGAAUAAAGAAUUCCUCAACUUGGUGUUCCUAUGUCUUAGCAAUUGCAAGAAAUGCUUAUCCAUGCCACCAUUUUGGCGGAUGCCAUCCCUUGAAGUGCUCAUUAUUGAAGGGAUGGAUAAAAUGAAGAAGGUGGGUCCUGACUUCUGUGGGCCAAAUAUGAAAUUUCACUCUUUGAAGUCUUUAACAUUUGAUAGGAUGUUGGAAUGGGAAGAAUGGAUUUCACUUGAAUGUCCUGGUGGAGAAUUCCCUUGCCUGCAAGAGCUUUGCAUACGGAGAUGCCCCAAGCUGAAGGGGAACUUACCCAAGCAAUUUCCUUCCAUAAAAAAAGUUGAAAUUUUUGAUUCUCAAGAGCUUGUGAGUACACUUUUGACACAGGCAUCGUCACUCAAAUGGCGUUUACGUUAUCAUGAUAAGAUUUUGUUCAGAAGUGAUGAUAAAGCUGAGUCAUUCAUCAAGCAAAGGACUGUCUUUACACAUGAAGGUGCUGCAGAAUCCUCAAUGACCAUAACUCAAGGUGUCACAAAAUCCUCAUUGCCCAACACCUGGUCCAACCAAUAUGGACGGCACGACCUCUCCUCUUCUGAAAUCGUGGAAAUUUCAGAAGAGACGGACUUGCCAAUAGAGCCACAUAGGCACAAACUUGAAGGAAGUUAUGCUCUGGAGGACAUACCUGAAGGAGUGAUGGACACCAAUUUAUAUUAUCACGGUAAUAUGUUGUUGAGAAGUGAUGAAGGGGCUGCAGAAUCCUCAUUGCCCGGUCAGACUCCAAACACUGAUGAUGCUCAUGAUCUGACCGACCAAGAUGGACUUGAAGACCUCUCCUCUUUUGAAAUCAUGGAAGUUUCAGAAAUAUCACAACUGAUGGAAUUGCCAACGGGGCUACAUGGCCUCAAAAUUGAAGGAUGUGAUGCUCUGGAGGACAUACCUGAAGGAAUGAUAGACAACAAGUCUUCUCUCCAACAUUUGUAUAUCUUUGAUUGUUAUUCUCUCAAGUCCUUUCCUGAAAAAAAUCCAACCAUUACCUUAAAGGUUCUCUAUAUCCAGAACUGCAAGAGAUUAGAUUUUCUCCCACCUGCAUCAAAGACAAACCAGUAUGCUCUUCUUGAACAUUUGUGCCUAGGGAGUAGCUGUGACCCUCUGAUAUCCCUCCCAUUGGGCUUCUUCCCAAAGCUUAAAAGUCUUUCUAUUUGGGAUUGUGCAAAUCUGGAAUCCCUUACAAUGCCAGAGGGACUUCAGAAAGAUCUCACAUCUCUUGAGGCCUUGGAGAUCAGAGAUUGUCCGAAGCUAGUAUCUUUUCCAGAAGGAGGAUUGCCAGCCCCCAACUUGACAUCCAUUUGUUUCUCUAAUCGCAAGAGUCUCAAGGAACUGCCUAAUCAGUUGCACACUCUGAUUUCUCUCCAGUCAAUGUUUGUAAAUAAUUGCCUAGAGCUUGUAUCACUUUCAGAAGGGGGUUUGCCUUCCAACCUAUGUUUACUCAGUAUCACUUUCUGUGAUAAAAUCAUGCUCGGGAUGGAGUGGGGCUUGCACAGGCUUCACCGUCUUAGUCAGUUGGAGAUUGAAGGUGGAUGUAAAAACGUGGAGUCAUUUCCAGAGGAGAAGUUGCUGCCCAGCAAUCUCAAUUCUCUUUGCAUCAGUCGGUUUUCGAAUCUCAAAUAUCUGGACUACAAUGGGCUUCAACACCUUACUGCUCUCAAUUCACUUGAAAUUAGCAGCUGUGAUGAACUCCAGUCCUUGCCUGAAGGUCUGCCAUCUUCCCUAUCUCUUCUCUGCAUCAAGGAGUGCUCUUUGCUGAAAUCAAAACUUCUAAAUAAUAAAGGAAAAGAAUGGUUCAAGCUGGCUCAUAUCUCUUGCAUAGAAAUAGAUGAUGAAAUAAUAAAAGACUGGUCCGAGAUAGCUGAUGUCUCUUGCAAGGAAACUGACGAUGAUGUAAAUCUCCUGGAAGAGCCAUAGUUUGAAGCAAUGAAAAUCCAAUUUCAGUAAGACUUCUUCUUAUUGGAUCACCAGUAAUUGCUUAGGUUUCUACAUGGGUUCUUCUGCAGUUAUUCACAUUGGGUCUACUACUUCAUGUUUUUGUUGUGUAUAUUUCUGCCUUUGUUUCGUGAUCAAUCAAAAGUGUCAUGUGAAUCUUUUUGAGGGCUUCCAACUCCAGCUUUCUGCAAAAGUUUGAGGAAUUUCCCAUUGCUCAUUUGCUCUAAGCAUUAUGUGGCUCAAAGGCAUCUUCUUAUAUGGGGGAGUUAUAGCAUUAGAAGAAGGCACCAAAAUAAGUGGAGUGGAUUUCUUCAACGAGCUAGUUUGGUAUAUUAUGGGUUUUAAAGAUGCAUGUUUUUAAGUUGGAUGUUGUUCAAGUGUUUGUUUAUGUUUUUGAGUGAGGUGUGUCAUUAUAUGUAUUGAAGUCUUGGGAUUGUAAGUUGACAUUGAUUUAGGUGACAGCUAAUAAGAAGUCUGAGUUGGUUGUAAUAAGAUAAAACUUGAUGUAAAUUUGUGAGGGUUUGCUAGUUAAUAGGAGUUGGUCGAAUGUUUGUAAUUCAUACUGUUGGUAAUAGAUAUUGAUUGGCAAUAUUCAUGGAUGUAGGCUUAUAGUUAGUCGAACCAUGUUAAAAUUUGUUGUCUAAUGAUGCAUGCAAGGAGGAAUUGACAA